CAGCAACAAGACUUAAAAAUGGCAUUCAGGUUCAUCAGUUUCUUGGCUUUGGUAGCAGCAGCCAAUGCUGGAUUUAUACCAGCAAGUUAUCAUGCGCCAUUGGCUUACGCAGCACCUGCGGCGUACGCAGCCCCAGCAAUAGCUAAAGUUGCGACACCAGUAUUAGCUAAGGCUUCUGAAGACAGUUACGAUCCUCACCCACAGUACAGCUACUCGUACGAUGUCCAGGACUCAACAACUGGUGACUUUAAGAGCCAGCAUGAAACCCGCGAUGGUGACUCUGUUCAGGGCAGCUACUCACUUCUUGAAGCUGAUGGUUCCCGCAGAACUGUUGACUACACUGCUGAUGCGAUCAAUGGAUUCAAUGCUGUCGUCCACAAGGAACCAACAACAAAAUUAGCUCUCGCUGCAGCGCCUGUUGCUAAAAUAGCGACUCCAGCUGUUGCUUACGGAGCACCAAUUGCCAAAAUAGCAACACCAGUUGCUGCAACUUACGCUGCUCCAGCUUUCGCAGCAGCUCCAGCUUAUGCUGCAGCUUACGCUGCACCUGUUGCUAAAUUAGCAACUCCAGCUGUUUCUUAUGGAGCACCAGCUUUUGCUAAAUUAGCAACACCAGUCGCUGCUGCUUAUGCGGCACCACAUCCUUACAUUUCUCACAUCAGUUACUCUACCCCUCUGUUCUCAACAAAUGGCGCAGCGACUGGAGCUGCAUACGCCGAAGCAAUAAUUGGUCCAGAAACUGGAGCUACAGGUGCGACAACUUUGGCAGCAACUGGAGCUGCUGGAAUUGCUGUUUUAGCAACGAUUGGAGCAACAGCAACUGCUGGUUCACGAUUUACGACUGCAUUAAAUCCAUUAACUGGAUCAGCAGUUUUUCUUUUUGCUGCGGUGAUAGCUGUUGGCUCUGUUAAGGCAGCAGUAGUUUCAGUUGCGCCGGCAGCUCCAGUUGCACCAGUUUUAGCUAAACUUGAAGAUUUUGAUGCAGUACCACAGUACAGUUUUGCUUACGAUGUCCAGGAUGCACUGACUGGUGAUUCAAAGGCUCAGUAUGAAACCCGUAAUGGUGACGUAGUCCAAGGAAGCUACAGUUUAAUUGAAGCUGAUGGUACCCGAAGAAUUGUUGACUACACUGCUGAUCCAGUUAAUGGAUUUAAUGCAGUCGUAAAUCGUGAACCAGCAGUUGCUGUUGCUCCAGUUGUUGCUAAAACAGCAAUUCCAGCAGCUCCAGUUGCUGCCAAAGUUGUCGCACCUGUAGCUCCAGUCGCUGCACCAGUUGUUGCUUCUCCAUAUGCAGCACCAGUUGCUGCCAAAGUUGUCGCACCUGUAGCUCCGGUUGCUGCACCAGUUGUUGCUUCUCCAUAUGCAGCACCAGUUGUCGCUUCUCCAUAUGCAGCUCCAGUUGUUGCAGCACAAUACAGAGCUCCAGUUGUCGCUUCGCCAUACGCGGCUCCAUUUGUUGCUGCUCCAGUUGUCGCGAGAAGUUUCCCACGUGCAGUUGCUACUAGACUCUCUGCUCCAGUUUACUCUGGACCAUUCAAUUACGCUGUCGCACCCACUACUGUAUUUUAAUGAUUGUUAUUUUUGAAUUUUGUUUUGUACUAAUAUGAUUUUCAUUUUUGUUAAUUUUGUUCGUCCAUUUUUUUUGUUAUAAAUAAAUUUUUACUGAAUAUUA
Microplitis demolitor is the source of this 1672-nucleotide messenger RNA. Its product is annotated as calphotin. The transcript has 4 exons. NCBI's taxonomy places the organism in Eukaryota, Metazoa, Arthropoda, Insecta, Hymenoptera, Braconidae. The record is from RefSeq and is a predicted model, not a curated record. Bases 19 to 1569 code for a protein of 516 amino acids. Gene Ontology annotation, cellular component: extracellular matrix.